This is a messenger RNA of Aspergillus sclerotioniger CBS 115572, 972 nucleotides long. Its product is annotated as putative trichodiene synthase. The record is from RefSeq and is a predicted model, not a curated record. NCBI's taxonomy places the organism in Eukaryota, Fungi, Ascomycota, Eurotiomycetes, Eurotiales, Aspergillaceae. The transcript is spliced from 2 exons. Bases 1 to 972 code for a protein of 323 amino acids. Gene Ontology annotation, molecular function: carbon-oxygen lyase activity, acting on phosphates.
AUGUUUUAUAAUAUUUUGAUGACCCGGGUGCACGAAUACUUCACUGCCCAGGACCUUCCUUCCAAAUUGACCGCGCGUCUCCCUCCAAUCAUCAAAUGGAGCACCGCCAUCGCCCUGACAGCCUAUCCCCAUGUCUCGCCGGGGAUUCAGCGCGUGGUUGCCAUCUUCACGGUAUAUCUGAUUGCCAUUGAUCAUCUGGCGGGUGAGAUCCUGGAUGAUUUGAAACAAGUGGCCAGGGUGUUAUUCAAGGGACAGGCAUCCGAGAAUCCCCUGCGUCGGUCUUUUGUCCGCUUUCUGGAUGAUAGUAUCAGCAAUGCAUAUGGCCAGUUUGCAACAGGUAUGAUCCUCAAGGCGACUUUGGAGUCUAUCGCGGCGUGUUAUGUGGAAGUUGAGCUGGAAGGCGCUCAUGCACUUACGCUGCCACCAGACGCCCGCGGAUUCCCUUAUUACUUGCGCUUGAAAACGAGCAUCGCUGAGGCGUAUGCUUUCCUGGCCUUUCCCCGGGAUCUCUAUCCAGAUGAAAGCCAUUUUCGGGGCUAUUUGCUGGCUAUUCCGGAAUUGACGUAUUUCUUUAAAGCGGUGAAUGAUAUUUUCUCCUUUUAUAAGGAGUCGAUUGUGAGAGAUGAGACGGGGAACUUUGUUUGUAAUGUCGCUGUCGUGAAUGCUGUGUCUCCUCUGCGCGCUUUGGAGGAUAUCUGUCAGAAGACUAUCCGGGUGACUCAGCGUGUCCGGUGUUUUCUCUCGAUGAUGCCCGGUAUGCAGCGGGAUAUUGAACAUCUGGUUCAGGGAUAUAUCCCGUAUCAUCUUUCGCAAACGCGGUAUCGACUUGUGGAGCUGGAUAUCCAUGAGGCGUGGGAGGCUGGGGACUUGAUGAAGGCUACUCUGUUUGAACACCGAAAGUCUAGUCAGUCGGGUGAACAAAGGGCUGUGGGCCAUGGCCGUGAAUGUUCGGGGCAGCCGUCGGUGGCGUGA